AUGGUUGGUACUUAUGAUACCGAACAACAGAGAAUGGUUGACAGAAUUAAGUGCAUCGCUUUUCGUGAAGCUCGUGAUGCUGGCGCAACAUUUAUAAAUAGACAAUGGAUUGCGGACAAAAUUCAUCGCCCAACUCGAUUUGUCUCAGAGUGGUGGGAAAAACCAUAUGACCAAUGCUUUGCUGAUUAUUCCAAUGUUGGUGCUAAGCCUAAAUUAUCGGAAGCUAGUCGAGACAUUAUUCGUCAAGCAAGUGGUCAAUUAAGAAAAAGCGGCCCUGUUGUGGCGAAGGAGAUUGCAGAAAAGGAAAAAGAAUAUGCCACCGGAAGAACAAUUAAUAAUUACCGUCACAGAGAAGGAUUAAAACCAUUUCAUGUUAUUCCAAAACCGUUAAAAUCUGAAACUCGUAUAUCAGAUCGAUUAUGGCUCUGUGAUUGGGUAAAAUAUUGGACUGCGGAAGACUUUCUUCAUCGGGCACCAUCUGAUGAGUUUUAUAUUUGGACUGUCCGUCGACCAAAUUAUCAAAAUGAUAGAAUCUGGGCGAAAAAUAUCGAGGACAUUACUGAAGACGAAACAUAUCGUGAAAUGGUACGAAAUCAAUCAUGUGUUGGAGUUUUUGUAAUGUUCACUUACAAAAGGUUACUAUGGGUGAUCAAAGAUAAAGGGGAAUCUUGGACAGGUGAAUAUUUUCGUGAUAUUGUUUUAAUUCAAAAUGUGAUCCCUUUUUUAAAAAAUGAAGAAAAUGUUAUUGAUCCUGAUGAAGUCAUAUUUGUUCACGAUAAAGCGCCGUGUAUGCGAGCAAAUAAGACUCAAGAUUUACUCCAAGACAACGAUGUCAAAUUUUGA
Adineta ricciae is the source of this 843-nucleotide messenger RNA. The record is from the annotation of a GenBank genome assembly. Lineage: Eukaryota; Metazoa; Rotifera; Eurotatoria; Adinetida; Adinetidae.